Molecule: messenger RNA, 1600 nt
Organism: Limulus polyphemus (Atlantic horseshoe crab)
Lineage: Eukaryota; Metazoa; Arthropoda; Merostomata; Xiphosura; Limulidae
Product: succinate--hydroxymethylglutarate CoA-transferase-like
Exons: 13
Coding region: 319-1443 (374 amino acids)
Molecular function (GO): catalytic activity
Source: RefSeq, a predicted model, not a curated record
GGUGCUUAACGUAAUAUUAAAGAGAUCGUUGGAGACUCCAAUGCUUUUUCUGCGAAAGAUAGUUCUGAAUAAAAAUUUUGAGUUUAUGUUCAAACGAAAUUAUGUGAAUAAUGAAUCACAUCAACCUAUGAAAAUUUUUGCUCAGGAGGGAAACUGAUCAUUUGUAAUUGCUGCUGUGAGAUUAUGUUCCUAAACUACAAGUAGAAUAACGUACAGGCAUGGAUUGUUAUAGAUAUUGCCAAAACUGAAACUAAGGGACCUCUUUCUGGUGUGAGAAUUAUUGACUUAACUAGAAUCUUGGCUGGUCCUUUUUGUACAAUGAUACUUGGUGACCUAGGAGCUGAAGUCAUAAAAAUUGAACACCCAGGAGGUGGAGAUGAGACAAGACGAUGGGGACCCCCAUUUGUGAAAGAAGAAAGCUGCUAUUUCUUAUGUGUCAAUAGGAAUAAAAAAAGUGUUGCAGUCAACCUGAAAGACACUAGAGGACAGUCUUUGGUGAAAGAUCUAGCUAAACAAUCAGAUGUAUUGGUUGAGAAUUACCUACCAGGAAAGUUGGAUGAACUAGGAUUAGGUUUUACCCAAGUUUCUGAAGUAGCACCCCAGUUAGUCUACUGCUCAAUAUCAGGUUAUGGUCCAAGUGGUCCAUACAAGACCAGAGCUGGCUAUGAUGUAAUUGCGGCUUCAAUAGGAGGCCUGCUCCACAUUACAGGGCCACCAAAUGGAGAUCCAUGCAAAGUUGGUGUAGCCAUGACUGACCUUGCCACAGGAUUGUAUGCACAUGGAGCAAUCUUAGCAGCAUUGUUGGAAAGGGAGAAAACAGGUCGAGGUCAAAAGAUAGAUUGUAAUCUUCUGUCUACGCAGGUGUCACUACUUGCCAAUCUUGGAUCCAAUUACCUGAAUGCUGGUAAAGAGGCCAUACGUUGGGGAACUGCUCAUGAGAGCAUAGUUCCGUAUCAAGCUUUCCAAACCAGUGACGGGUAUAUUACUGUUGGUGCAGGUAGUGAUGAACAAUUUCAGAUUUUUUGUAAGUGUUUGGGCUUACAGCAUCUACUGACUGAUUCAAGGUAUAAAACCAACAGAAAUCGUGUAGCAAAUCGACAAGCUCUCCUUUAUGAACUGUCGUCUAGGUUUCUUCAACACUCCACUGAUCACUGGAUGGAAGCAUUUAAUGGUUCUGGCAUUCCAUAUGGACCAAUCAACAACAUUGAGCAAGUUUUUAAUGAUCCACAGGUCCAACACAAUGGAAUGGUUGUAGAAAUGGAGCAAAGAAAUGCUGGUUCUAUCAAAGUAAUAGGUCCAGCAGUAAAAUAUUCCAGUAGUGUUAACCAACCUCGGUUUCCACCUCCAAGUCUUGGAGAGCACACAGAUAGUAUUUUAACAAGUCUCCUAGGUUUAACAGAAAUAGAUCUUCAAGUCCUCCGUGAAGAAAAAGUUAUUUCUUAGUGUUGAAUUUUAUAAAGAAUUUAACAUUAUCACAGUUCUUUUGCUGUUCAAAAAUUGAGGUCACAAAUUAAUUUUGAAAUAUUAAAAGAUGGUUUAAAUGACACGUAUAAAUAUUAUUUUAUAUACAUAAUAGAAGGGCUUGAACUAUAUUUUUCUU